Messenger RNA from Tachysurus vachellii, 870 nucleotides. Its product is annotated as tribbles homolog 2-like. The coding region runs from base 1 to 870 and encodes 289 amino acids. The transcript is spliced from 3 exons. Gene Ontology annotation, cellular component: nucleus. Gene Ontology annotation, biological process: positive regulation of proteasomal ubiquitin-dependent protein catabolic process; regulation of MAP kinase activity; protein phosphorylation. The record is from RefSeq and is a predicted model, not a curated record. Gene Ontology annotation, molecular function: protein kinase activity; mitogen-activated protein kinase kinase binding; ATP binding. Lineage: Eukaryota; Metazoa; Chordata; Actinopteri; Siluriformes; Bagridae.
AUGCUUUCUACCUUUUCUUCCACGAAAGCGUCCAGUAAUUCACACUGUUUCCUGGUUGGUAAAAAUGUGCUAGAUGAGAAAGUAGCGGAAAAUGUGUUUAAAGCUUCCAACCUGCACAGCGGCAAACAUGUGUUCUGUAAGGUGUUUCCUAUUAGUAGAUAUGUCCAGGCCCUGGCUGUGUACUUUCAUCUUCCUGUACAGCCCCACCUACACCAUCCAUCUGAAAUCAUCCUUGGACACUCUAUGGCUUACAUUUUCUUUGAACAUACGUUUGGUAAUAUGUACAGACAUGUUCAGUCCUCACAAGGCUUGUGUGAAGAUGAAGCUUUGAGGCUCUUUCAUCAGAUAGUCUCUGUUGUGGCACAUUGUCACAAUAAUGGUGUAGUCCUGCCUAGACUGAAGCUGAAGAAUUUUGCUUUUAAAAAUAAAGAACGAACUGAGUUGGCACUGUGCACCCUUAAAGGUGCAUAUAUUAUAGAAAAGGAUGAUUUCAUAUCAGGCAAGCACAGCUGUCCGCUCUAUAUCAGUCCAGAGAGCCUACAGCCAGGGAGCUCAUUCUCAGGAAAAGCAUCAAAUGUAUGGAUUCUUGGAGUUAUAUUGUACACUAUUCUGGUUGGAAGUCAUCCUUUCACACACACAAACCUCAAUGGACUGUACAGAAGGAUCCAGAAGUGCAAAUUCUUUCUUCCAGAGCUUCUCUCACCUAAAGCCAAGUGUCUCAUAUGUAGCAUCCUUAGAAAAAACCCUACGGAGCGACUAACAGCAGAGGAAAUCUUGUCCCAUCCUUGGUUUUCCUCUACCAGUUACUCUCAAUAUAUGUGGAGGAAGAUGUUCUACGAAGAGGAAGAUCAAAAAGUUCCAUCUUUAUAG